CAGUUGUGCCUGACGCCCGUAGCUCAUCCGACUCCGCCUGCACGUCAGUGUUACGGUGCUAAGACUUCACUUAAGACGGCUCUGAACUCUCUCUCUCAGAUUGUGAGAAGUAUUCAGGUAACAUUGCCUGAGAGCUCAGAGGUGCCAUGAAUUGGACUAUCUUUCAGGGUCUCCUGAGCGGGGUCAACAAGUACUCCACUGCAAUUGGUCGUGUCUGGCUGUCCAUAGUCUUCCUCUUCAGGGUCAUGGUCUAUGUUGUUGCUGCCGAGAAGGUUUGGGGCGAUGAGCAGAAAGACUUUACAUGUAACACGGCUCAGCCUGGCUGCCAUAAUGUUUGCUACGAUCACUUCUUUCCAGUGUCCCACAUACGUCUGUGGGCACUGCAGCUCAUCUUCGUCACCUGCCCAUCGUUUCUAGUGCUGCUGCAUGUGGCAUAUCGUGAGGAACGCGAGAGAAAGCACCGUCUGAAAUACGGUGAGGGGUGUCAGCGCUUGUAUGCCAACACUGGAAAGAAGCAUGGUGGUCUUUGGUGGACCUAUGUUCUCUCCCUGGUUUUUAAGAUGGUUGUGGAUGGGACCUUUGUUUACCUGCUCUACCACAUCUAUGAGGGCUACGACUUUCCGACCCCGCUCAAGUGUUCCGAGGAUCCCUGCCCCAACGUGGUCGACUGCUUCAUUUCUCGGCCGACAGAGAAGAAGAUCUUCACCAUCUUCAUGGUGGUGACAAGUCUGGUGUGCAUCCUGCUCUCCUUCUGCGAGAUCAUCUACCUGGUGGGCAAACGGUGCUUUGAAUGUGUCCACAGGUUGCAGGGGUCACGCCAGAUAAGCAAGGCAAGGUCCAUCUCGAACAUGAGGAGCUCAAAUGCUUGUUUACAGUCAAACGCUAAGAAUCUGGCAAGCAAAGAGCAGCCGGCGCCAGCGUACAGUGAGGUUAUCUCAUCAUAAAAAGAACGUGUUUGGAAAAUAAUGAUGGAGAGUUUCACUCAAAAUGUGACCCAAAGAUGAAAAAUGCUCCUCAUGUUCACCAGAGGCUGGUUGCACCAGCUAUAUGUAAGUUAGAACUUAGUCUAGUUGUGGCGUAAAUGGCACUAAGUCACAAUUUAAGCACUACUAAAUAUUUGAGCGUUGCACCAUUAAAAUUAGGUAGAACGUAACCCUACGUAUAUACUAAAUAUUUACGUAAGCCUCAGACCAGGAGUAACUGAUGGAGUAAAAAAUCUGAUUCAUUUAAUGACAUCAAUGAGCUCAUGUUUUGCAUGACAGGCUUCAGUCCUUUUGACAUAUAUUAUGAUGUUGCAUAACAUGCGUUUAAAUUUAUGGGAGAAAACAUUACAUAAAAAACGUACAACUUCAGCAUGUAACCAUCUAAUGGUGCACUUUGCUGUGUAUGCUGCCCACUGUUAAGUUUCAACAUAUACAAAAUAUAUAAGAUAUUAAAAUGAAUUAAUUUGUAUUUUUCCAGCAUGUUGUACAAGUAUUUAUUUAUUGCCCCUUACUAAUAUUAGAUACAGUUAUUAAAUAUUGUUAUUUACAUAGGCUAAAUAUACCAUCUUGUUUUAUUAUGCAUCAUAUUUUAAUGGGGAUGCCAUUUAUUACAGCUGACAGUUACACGAGCAAACAAGGUUUGAACAUCAACCGUAACAAGAGCAAAUGGAAAUUCACAGCUUUGUAACACUUCUGUCUCAAAUGUGAAGGCUGCUUAUUGGAUCAAUAGAAGUAAAAACGUCAUAUUAUGCGACUAUGCAUCACUUUACGGAGAGUUUACAUCUACUUGACUAAAUCUUGCCUUAAGAACAGGUGGUGCAACCAAUUUACAACUGACUAGUAGUUACUAUAGAGUGAAUUUUACAUCUCAACUUAAGCGAGACCUUACACACAGAUGGUGCAACCCUGCCCAGAAUGUGAACUCAAACAGUACCGACUCAACAGACAUUCGGCAAAAGAGGAAACUGCUUAUAUGCUUGCCUUAUAUCUGCUGGUCUCAUCUUUUUCCUAAAGUUGUUGCAAGAAUCUUUAAAAUAUUGGGAGGUCAAAGUGGCAACAUUCAGGAUGAAAUAUUGAGACAUGAGCCAUCUUUACACAGCAAAGGCUGCACCUGAAGUGGCAUAUAUACCAAAAAAAUAACCUUUAAUGAUUUAAAUAUAAAGUCAUGCAUUUAAAUAUAUGAAAUUAAUGAAAAUUAUUUUACAUUUAUAAAGUCAACAACAAGUCUGCUCUGAUGCUGCAUUUCAUUUACACAGAACAAAAACAGCAUCGGAAACACCUUUGAAACUAGGGGCUGAGGUGGGUCAGAGCAGGUAUAAUUUAGUCUGGCUUUUAUACAGCAUUGAGUCUUUACAAAGAAUGUUGAGCAGGAACAGAGCAGCCUUAACUCUGUUGUGUAAAGAGGCUAUUAUAGUUUAGUUGUAUGACUAAAGCAAGUCAGUGCAUGAUUUAUGUGUGCCGUGUCAUCUGUUAGGCCAAGCUCCAGAAUCUUCACACGCCAAAGGUAUUGGCCUAAUUACAUUUAAUUACAAGGUCAUUUUUGUCAGUUUUCCAACUGACACUAUAUAACAAGAAAAAAUGUAACUCAAAAUUUGUAGCUAAAGCUUUCUUCCAUGCACCUUUAGUUUUUUUUAUAAUUGUACGUUAUAUUAUUUACAUUUUUUCAUCUGAAGCAAAAAAAGUGAUGACAAGAGCCCUUAUCUUGAAUUUAGCAGUGACAUUUAAAUGUUUUUCUCUUCGUUGGAUAUGAGAAUUGCAGGCAUGCAGAGAUGUGUACAUUUCUUCUUCGUUUGUUUACAUUCUGUCUAGGUUAUCACUGUUAUAUUUAAUAUUUUUGAUGCCUGGUUUUUAUUUAUAUUAGCUGGUGUAGAUGUGUGCCAAAUUUUGUGGUGCUCCAAUUUGAAUGUAUUAUAGAAAAUAUUGAUUUUUUUUUUUAAAAUGCUGCCAGAUGAACAAAUUGAAAAGAGGCUGAUGUGUGUGUGUGUGUGUGUGUGUGUGUGUGUGUGUGUGUGUGUGUGUGUGUUUGUGAGAGAAGGCGAGAAAGAGAUUUCUCAUUCACUGAUAAACAUGUAUCCUUUGUAAGUAAACAUUGUCUUAGGUUAGACGUCCUUCGUUUGUAUGUUAACCUUUCGGCAUUCCUUCCUCAUUACCGUGUGUUUAACAUUGUUUGCAUUUUGAAAUUUAUUAAAGUCUGCUUUUUAUUUUCUUAUAAUUUGCUGUCUGUUUAUUAAUUAUUCAUGGUGAUGAAACAAUUAAGGAUGUGUUGUGCCAAAAAAAAUCUCCUGACGACUUGUAUUAAUUAAUAUGAGACGGUACCACGUAAGAUAUCUGUAGAGGAUUCAAUAAUAAGGAAGCGGGGGUGGCAGUUUAGGUAAAUCAAGCUUUAAUGUUUUUUCCCAGUCUAACAGUCUUUGGCUUUUCAGCUUCACAACAAGGUAUCUACUUUAGCUUUAGCCAUAAGAGAUAACAAACUCAAAAAUAUUACAAUUCAACGGCUUUGCAGUGUUUAACCUCACGGAAUGUCAGGCCUGUGUGACUGGGGCUCUCUCUCCCUCACUGAUGUUCUCGGUGGCCUUUUCAAAAGUACAUCUCCAUCAUAACUUUAAUGAGACACAGGUGUUGCAUAUCAUAAAUCACCAGGUGAUGGCCCUUACUGCUUCCUCUCUUGACAAAUGACCAUGUCCUGCACCACAAUAUCAUACAACAUGCCUAGUUAGGUUGACCAGAUUCCUGCUUGUGGAAAACGGGACAGCCCCCUCCCAGCAAAAAUGAACUAACAUAUCCUUACCUAAGCGCAGAUCAAUGUGAAGUAGAACUGUUGUCGCCUUGAACUUUUUGCUUGCAAAACUUUUUCUUAGUGUGUGCUCUUGUCUUUCGAGAGUAUAUCAUAAAAUGCAGAGCAGUCAAAAAUUAAGACGUAUGAAAAGUAUUACCUUCAUGACUGUCUAAAUUUAUCUGGUGUCCAUAGUGCAUUCAUUAAUAAGAACACACGCUCCUCAGACGCAGAUGUCCCAGGCAGGCAUAAAACAAACUCCACGACCUUGGCUAAGACUCUGAAGUUGAUGGUCUUGCUCUCCAGCUCAUGAAAAAUGUCUGUCCAUCUUUCAGUCACGGCCAUCAGUGAUGCAACGAGUGACAAUGUUUUUCACACAAGCCUACUCAUCAAAGACUGUGGUUUCGUCAAUCAAACUGAGAGUAGAAGGGAUUCUGGAGUAGAAGUGUUCGAGACUGCUCUGAAUGUCUUUCCUCUCUGGGAUGUCUCUCAGUAGGGCCCACUCAAGUUUUUCUGUGUUCUCCAAUGAGUUUUUCUGUGUUCUCUUAAUUUUGGAAUCCACUGAUGCUGAAUAAAAGUUUAUCACUCGCAUGUCACCAGCUUCAACCAGGGCAUCCAACUGCGUAUUAAUGUCAGAGGGACUGCAGGACUUUUCUCAGGUCAUGAAUGUGCAAAGUCAUGGCCGCGCACAACAAAAAAACCUUCACUUUUGAGCACCUUGUCAGAUUCUGAACUUUGCUUCACCAAAAAAUCGGUAACACUUGAUGUGGCACACUUUUAGCAGCAUCCACAUGCUUUUUUGUUGGUGUGGCCUCCAUGGGCGAUGGAAAAGUGAGCUCCACAAAUCUCACAUCUCAUUUUACUAGGCUCUGUCUGUGACUUUUUUUAAAAAAAUCUCUUUUUGAAGAUCCUCAUUAAAUGUACAGUGCAUGCACGAUUCCUUGACAUUUUUCCAGCCGUGUGCUCUUUCAAACUGACUCCUCAAUCUGUUCACUAACUGGACAUCUUUUGAUAGGGGAUUAGGAUUGGAAUAGUUUAAUCGUAUUAGUUUAGUUUAAUCCAAUCAUGUACUUCAAAUAACACAGUGUGAUUUUAUUGGUUUACCUUUGAUUAAAAUACUCAUGAGACUGAGAAAACCACUCAGGCAGAAAUUUUAGGAGAGGAAAAUACGGCACAAAACACGUUUUGGGACGGUUCCAGGAAAAUCAGGAUGUGUGGUCACCCUAGGCAUGCCUAGAAUGAAAACUUGCGACUUUUACACAAACCAACAAACAAAAUUUCAAAUCAAUACAAUUGAGCACAAGAGUCAGGUUCUGGAAGUAAAAAUCUCUUUGUAAAUUUUUUCUAAAGGCGAAAUAACUUUUUACGAUUUUAUAAACCUUUAAAGACAGACCUACCACCAGCUUCGAUGUUGUUAAUUGACUGUAUGCUUCUGUUUAAGCCAUCUGUCCGUGUUAUUAUUUUAGCUUCAUUUAUUUGAAAUCUUGUUUAAUAGCAGAAUUCCUGGUGAAGAACUACACUACUCUUGAUCCUAAAGAGAAACACUCCACCAAUCAGAGAAUCUCGACAAAAAACAAUGUACAAAAAACAAUGAAUCGCUGCAGGGACCCCUCACUCGCAUGAUACACAGUGAAUGACACAAUUUAGUCUUCCUAAACUCUCAAACUACUUAUAUAUUGUAAGUGAAUAUUUUUCAAUGAAAUGGCUUAGAACUCUUUUAUGAAAAGCCUAUGAAAGACAUGAAUGGGAGAAUUUUUUCUCGUUAGCACAACUCGUUAGCAAUAUGGCGGCUUCAAAAAUCAUUUAUGUUGUAGAUUAAAACAUCCAAGUAUCUUCAAGUAAUGUUUACCACAGACAUUAUUUUACUCUUGAAAAACCCCAUUAGAAAAACCCAUAGGAAAUUUCUAAAGGAACUCAUGGCGAAUUAGUCUGCCAGGUUCGCCUGCAAAUUGACAUUAUGGCUGAACAGUUCUAUACUUUCCAUAAUUCUUUAUGCAUUGCAAAUAUGUCAAUAGCAUGUAAUACACUUCUCUUGUCUUCCAAACCCUGAUGUUUUCUUUCUUCUGUUGUACACAAAAGUUAGUUUCUAUAAAGGUCAUGAUUAGGUUUAGGGUUUGGGUAAGGUGUUAAGCUUAGGAAAGAUUUUAUGAACACUUGCUCAAAACCCUGAUGUUUCUUUUUCUUCCAUGGUACGCAACUGUGAUUUUACUUUUAAAAUGGUGGUUAGGAGUGUUGUUUGGUUUAGGGGUUAAACUUA
Messenger RNA from Xyrauchen texanus (razorback sucker), 6013 nucleotides. RefSeq names its product gap junction beta-4 protein-like. The coding region runs from base 147 to 944 and encodes 265 amino acids. Gene Ontology annotation, cellular component: connexin complex. Gene Ontology annotation, biological process: cell communication. The record is from RefSeq and is a predicted model, not a curated record. The transcript is spliced from 2 exons. Lineage: Eukaryota; Metazoa; Chordata; Actinopteri; Cypriniformes; Catostomidae.